This is a messenger RNA of Thunnus maccoyii (southern bluefin tuna), 3099 nucleotides long. RefSeq names its product interleukin 1, beta (gene il1b). Gene Ontology annotation, biological process: cellular response to lipopolysaccharide; regulation of non-canonical NF-kappaB signal transduction; neutrophil activation. The transcript has 7 exons. The record is from RefSeq and is a predicted model, not a curated record. Lineage: Eukaryota; Metazoa; Chordata; Actinopteri; Scombriformes; Scombridae. The coding region runs from base 1660 to 2469 and encodes 269 amino acids. Gene Ontology annotation, molecular function: cytokine activity.
CACCCACAACUUAGUAUUAAACUCAGAACUUAUAGGAGGAAGACUCAAAAAAUACACUGGAAGCUGGUAGAGUUCAAUGUGAAUGGGUUUACUGUGCAUAUAAAAAGAGACAGAGCAAACUGAGGCCUUUUGUCCCGGGACAAAUAAAAAACCUGAUGCAAAAUCAUGAAACCUCAUAUUAUAUACUUUUCAUAACUCCUCCUAUUGUGGAGCUUAGUUUCUAGUCUCCACUUCAUUUUUAAUUAUAGUCUGCCAUCUGGUCAUUAUUUCUGAGGUUCAUAAGAGACCUUGACACUUUGGUGAUAAUACAAGGGUGACUUAUCUUAAAAAUUACUGUCUCAGCAUCUUCCACCUUUUCUCACACUAAAAAUGGACCUGACAGCCUUUCACACAGAAAAUAAAAUUGCUAUACUACAUAUUAGCCUUAUUGCUAACUCCCUGGGAACUGUCUCUUAUUGGCAUAAUGCUAUCUUUGCACUCUCACUGGCAUAUUGAUCAUGGAAAGGCAAUUUUCCAACACAACUGCUCAUAUGGACACCUGACUGUUGUUUUAAGACACACUUGAAUAACUGUGAACCUGUUCUUUAAUAUAAAGUUUUGUGAGUUUGAACAAUGUGGGGUAAAGAUAAAUGCUGUGUUUCUCUGUGUGAGUUUGAGUGUAGUAAGAUUCAUCAUAUUUAGAUUUAAAAAUAAUCUGGCAGUCGACCUUUGGCUGCUGGUUUCAGUGUUGUUAUAUCCUCUUGUCUGUAGAUGACUGGCCUCAACUGGUUUUAGUGUAAAUGCAUCUUUACAGGAAAUAUGAGCUCAUUUGACCUAGAAAAAACUUUCCUACACCUUCAGGUUAUCAAAGUCGUUAAGACACGCAUGUUUGUUUGUGCCAGCUCUGAGUCAAAAAGUGUAGUUCAAUCCUCAGGUCAGUGGAUAUAAACUGAGACCACACGUUGAUGGAAAUAUUGUAGUCACAAACAUCUCUCAUUAUGAGAUACAGUACAUCUGCUGUGAUUGCUGCUGCUAAAAGACACACUAAACACAUCAUAACUGAACAAUAUUCUUGCCCACUGAUCAGUAAUUUAUUCAGCCUCUACAGAGAUCACAUAUAUGAGUGACACGUAGCAACAAAGACCACAGAUUCAAACCGCGGAAACUCCUACGUACGGCUGAGAUAUUAAGGUCACAAAGAGUAACAGAAACUUUCACUAAAACACCAGAUCAGUUUUAAUAUGAAGCACAUGCACAAGCUGAGUGGGUGGUAAAUCCUGUUUAGAUCACCUGCAGGGAAUAAGGCAAACCGCAGAAGAGUAAAUAUGAGUAAAAUUCCCCACAUCAUGGAAUCUUCCUCUCUAAUAUUAAUAUUGGCAUCACUACCUGUCAUUUAGUCUAAUAAAUUUUUAUUGGAAACAAAACUAUUUAAAAUGUUUCACCCAAAUAACAGCAUAUUUUCUUAAUUACCUCUAGUGGUUUCUAGUGUCAUGAACCAGUAUAUUUGCUCAAGUACAAUUUUAGGUACUUUACUUGAGUAUUUUCAUUUUGCACUACUUUAUACUUCCACUCCACUACACUUAAGGAUCUGAAUACUUCUUCCACCGUCAUGAACCGGCUCACGAUUCAGACAAAGAGGGAAGGAGAGCACACACGAGAUUAGAGUUCAUAUCAAAGACAAUGGCUGAGUUUGACCUGCGUCAAGCUCUGGAUUGUUCAUCUGAAUCAGAUGAGACAGAAAUCAAAUCCCUCUGCUUUGAGAUGACGGAUGGUGAGGAUAAGACCUUCAGCCUUGAUGAGGGACUGAACCUGGUGGUUUCCCACAACCCGAAGACCAUGCAGUGUGUAGCUACCCUGGUGCUCGCCGUGAACAGGAUGAAAAAGUCUCUGUCUCGCUGUUGUGAGCUCAGUGAUAAGCAGCUCUGCAGUGAGAUCAUGGCAAGCCUGGUGGAAGAAACAAUUGUCAAGAUGGAGGGGAACUUCACCACAGAAGUGAAAAAAAGAAAAUACAAACGUCUCUACAGUGAGAAGCAGUUGACUCUGUGUGACAGCUCACAAAAAGAUCUCUGCCAGGUUGACGGACAGUUAAAGCUGCAGGCCAUCACUCUGAAAGGAGGACACCAUGAUCACAAAGUUAAUUUCAAGCUGGCACAGUACAUCAAACCCUCCCCCGAGUCUGACAUAGGUCAGACUGUCGUCCUGUCAAUCAUGAAGGAGAAAGACCCCCUGCACAUUUCAAGCUCUCUGAAAGACGGCAAAGCUGUCUUGAAUCUAGAGCGAUGCAGUGAGUCAAAUAUGCAGGAGAUCGGAGAAGACAGUGACAUGGACCGUUUCCUCUUCUACAAGAGAACCACGGGAAUAAAUUCGACCACCUUUGAGUCGGUCAAAUGCCGCGGCUGGUACAUCAGCACUUCCUAUGAGGAUGAAUACCAGCCUGUGGAAAUGUGUCGAGGCACUACCCGCCGUAACACCUGCUUCACCAUAAAAUAAAUAAAGUAUUUGUGGGUUUAAGGUGCCAUGCACAGUCAGAAUUAUGCUGAAGACAGUGACACAGCAAUGAAUUGUAGAUAUUUAUGCUUCACCACUAGAUGGUGCAAUCGUCCGCAUUGAUCUCUACUUGGUGAAGUGGAAAUAUAAUUUAGUGUAUUCCACUAAAGAUAGUUUUACUUUAUAUUGUUUUUAAUCACUGAAAAAUGCUGUGAAAACAAACAAAAUUCAUGAAUGAAUGAAAAAAGUAACAGGAUAUUCCUCCUAUUUCCAUUGUUUAUUAAGACAAAUAUGCAGUUGCUCUGUUUUGUUCUAACAGGAAAAUGAAGACUUGAGUGUGUAAAACAUUGUGAGUUUAAAAGUGUAGCGGGCUAAAUAUGCCUGGUUCUGUGAUUUGUGUUUGUUGUUUUUUUAAAAGUGAAGAUUACUUUGCAUUGUUAUAGUGACUUAAACAUUGUGGUAAACAACUCUGACCUGCAGAUCUCACGUAUGGGGUUCCAUUUAAGUCAAAAGUACCAUAAGCUUCUAUAAUUUAUUUCUCAAUGACCGUUAUUGUUUGUCCCUUGAUUUGGUCAAAAAAAAAAUCAGCUGUUAUGCUUGAUAAUUUUCAUUGUGUGUUGUUUUUCCUGUUGU